Anopheles coluzzii is the source of this 1748-nucleotide messenger RNA. RefSeq names its product eukaryotic translation initiation factor 3 subunit E (gene eIF3e). The record is from RefSeq and is a predicted model, not a curated record. The coding region runs from base 121 to 1422 and encodes 433 amino acids. Gene Ontology annotation, molecular function: translation initiation factor activity. Lineage: Eukaryota; Metazoa; Arthropoda; Insecta; Diptera; Culicidae. The transcript has 3 exons. Gene Ontology annotation, cellular component: cytoplasm; eukaryotic translation initiation factor 3 complex; nucleus. Gene Ontology annotation, biological process: translational initiation.
UCUUCGUCUUCUUCUUUUCACCGAACUUGCCGUGCGAUUUGUCCACAUGUCGUACUAGUGCGGAGUUUUUCAGUGAAUUUCUCUGGGAAAAGCGUACAGUUUCAGCCAAAAUCCAUCACGAUGGCCAAGUUCGACCUCACGGCAAAGAAUUGCCAGUAUUUGGAUCGUCAUCUAACGUUUCCUUUGCUGGAAUUUUUGCUCCAGAAAAAGGUAUUCGACCAGACGUCGUUGCUGAAGUUCAUCCUGGAGACGGUGAGCAAAACGAACAUGGUCGAUUACAAGCAUGACAUUCGCGAACGAUUGGCCAUGGAUAAGGUGCACCCGGAUGAGUUGGCCCAGGGCCGUGCGAAUGUGCUCGCAACGCUGAAGGAGCUGCAGGCCGAGGUAGCGCCGCUGAUGAAGUGCAUGGAGGAGCUGAAGAAUCCGGACUCGACGAAGGAUUCCAAAUCGGUCAUCCAUGCGUUGCAGCAGACGUUGGAUUACGACAUUAUCUUAAGCGCGCAAAAGCUGGCAAAGUAUCUGUACGAAUGCGGCAACUACAACGACUCGCUCUCGUACCUGUACGUCUGCAUGCUGGUAAUGGAGCCGAACGAUAAAAACUACCUCGGUGUGCUGUGGGGCAAGCUGGCAGUCGAAAUCCUGACGCUGAACUGGCAGACGGCUCUGGAGGAUUUGACGCGGCUGCGCGAUUUCAUCGAAAACUACAACUUCUCGCCGAUCCAGGUGCUGCAGCAGCGUGCGUGGCUGAUUCACUGGAGCGUGCUGGUGUUCUUUAACCACGGCAAGGGCCGCGAUCUGAUCAUCGACAUGUUCCUGUACAAGCCGCAGUACUUGAACGCGAUUCAAACGAUGUGCCCGCACAUCCUGCGCUACCUGGCGACGGCGGUCAUCAUCAACCGUGGUCGGCGCAAUGCGCUCAAGGAUCUGAUCAAGGUGAUCCAGCAGGAGUCGUACACGUACCGCGAUCCGAUCACCGAGUUCCUCGAGCAUCUGUACGUGAACUUUGACUUCGAGGGUGCGCGCAAGAAGCUGCACGAGUGCCAGACGGUCAUCGUGAACGAUUUCUUCAUCAUCGGCUGCCUGACGGAGUUUGUCGAGAACGCGCGUCUGAUGAUCUUCGAAACGUUCUGUCGCAUUCACCAGUGCAUCACGAUCGGCAUGCUGGCGGACAAGCUGAACAUGAAGCCGGACGAGGCGGAGUGUUGGAUCGUGAACUUGAUUCGCAAUGCGCGGCUGGACGCCAAGAUUGAUUCGAAGCUCGGACACGUGGUGAUGGGUACGCAGCCGCUCUCGCCCUACCAGCAGCUGGUAGAAAAAAUUGACUCCCUCUCUGUACGCUCCGAAGCGUUGACCCUGUUGGUCGAGCGAAAGCACAAAGCUAAAACUCAGGAAGCCGGCGAAGGCCACUGGAAGUAUUACUAGAGGGCGCAUCCCGGGGACAACACGCUUUUCUGUGCUUUCUGUUCGUGUGUGUGUGUGUGUGUCAGCACGCGAGGAAGCACGGGAAGAGCAUUUUACGGAGGCAAACCAACGCGGUGGAAGGUGGAAAGAACGAUCGUGUAGAGAGGGUACAGAAAAAAGCAACAUCAACCAACUGUAACUGUAUUGAGCGAUUUGGAGAGCGACGUGUCGCAGUACGCAGAACAUAACAUUCAAAUUCAAUCAAGCCAUUGGCGUAUAUGAUGAUACAUGAUAAGCGAAUAAUAGGUUGGAAUAAAAUGCGUGCCCUGGUGGGCAGAAGAGCGCAA